Oncorhynchus tshawytscha (Chinook salmon) is the source of this 4837-nucleotide messenger RNA. RefSeq names its product T-box transcription factor TBX5. Gene Ontology annotation, biological process: positive regulation of DNA-templated transcription; cardiac left ventricle formation; regulation of transcription by RNA polymerase II. The transcript has 10 exons. Lineage: Eukaryota; Metazoa; Chordata; Actinopteri; Salmoniformes; Salmonidae. Gene Ontology annotation, molecular function: DNA-binding transcription factor activity, RNA polymerase II-specific; RNA polymerase II cis-regulatory region sequence-specific DNA binding. Gene Ontology annotation, cellular component: nucleus. The coding region runs from base 1833 to 3365 and encodes 510 amino acids. The record is from RefSeq and is a predicted model, not a curated record.
AUAGUGAUGUCUAUGAGAAGAGGAGGAUAAUGAUGUAUAGGUGGGGAGGAGGGUAAUGAUAUCUAGGAGAGGAGGAAGAGAAUGUCUAGGUGAGGAGGAGGAGAGGAGGAAGAUAAUGAUAUGUGAGGAGGAGGAUUAUGGUGUCUAGGUGAGGAGGAUAAUAUCUAGGCCAGCAAGCAGUAUAUGGAAAAUAUGAGGUCUUAGUGCAUAAAGUAGUUAAUCCUGUAGUAGUUCAUUUCUGAGGAAGCUCUAAGCCAUUCUCUGUUGCUCGCUCUCUUUCUCUCCAUCUCUCUCGUGUGGCCAAUGGCCAUCAGUGCGUAAAGAAGGUCACUUGUGUUUAGUAACACUUCAGAGUGACGCCUGUGAGUGAAAUGUUCCUCUCUGGACAUACACGCAGGCACAGAGGCUGGUAUCCUAAAUGUUAAUGUUACCACAUGGACACCUCUGUGCCCCCCUCUCACCCUAACCCCAGGCCCUUUCUGUCCCCUCAAACUCGGCACCUGCGACUUUAUUGGUCAAAUGCCAGCGGAUAAAAUAAUGGGCAUUUUUCUGCAGAGAAACUCUGCCGUCUGUGUGUGUGUGAGCGUGUUUAGAAGAGUUUAGGAGUGUGUGACCUUAUGGUCUGGAACUCCUCAGAAUUUGAGCACCGUGUUUCUGUGUGCUAUUGUGAUGUUAGUCCCUGUUCUGCUGUGUCUGUCAGAGCAGAGGGCCAACACUAGAGGGCGAUGGAGGGCCAGACACAUCUCUAUCAGGACAGUGACCCUAGAAGAGACUAGCCCUGUCUGAGGAACACACUGCACACACAGACUAAUAAUACAAGUCAUUUACAGAAGUGAUGUUGUUUUAUUGAACAAUCGUGUAGUGUGGGCUAAUAGACAGUAGAGUGUGCUAACAAAGUGUGUUUUGCAGCCUGGGAUCUGGUGCCAGAACUAUGUUCUGCAUUCCAACCCCAAUAUAAAGUAAUAACACAGUGAAACAACAUUUCCUUGAGUCUCUGUGCCAUUCGGCAUCUCUCAUUGGAAUCCAAUCAGGACAGCUUGUAGUUUAUCAUGUGAGGGUCCCUCUCUUUUCCACAAAAUAGGACAUGAGAGAGACCACCUGACCGAAGGGGGAGAGGGAGAGGGGGGCAGGAAUGUGACUUACCCUGUGUGAUGGGAUUGUUUGCAGAGAAAUGGGUUGACCUUGUCCAUUGCUACCACACAGACAUACACACAGUCACACACACACUCAUUCCCUUUGGUCUGGCUGUAGGUGUGUGGGACAAAGCUGUGGAGUGCUGGAACACUUGGAACCACUUCCUCCAUACAGUCCUAGCGGUUAGGAGCGUUGGACCAGUUACUGGCGUAACCGAAAGGUCGCUGGUUCGAAUCCCAGAGCCGACUACUUGAAAAAUCAGCUGAUGUGCCCUUGAGCAAGCCACUUAACCCCAAUUGCUCCUUUAAGUCGUUCUGGAUAAGAGUGUCUGCAAAAUGACUAAAACUUUUUUUUUUAAUGACUUGAUAGAGGAAAUGUAGAAGUAAGGAUGGGACAGUGUAGUCCAACCAUGGCCACAAAAAGUGGGGUCAGUUAUGUGAGCAGUGACGUGUGUGGUGCACGCAGCGACGGAAAUCAAUGUCAACUCCACAAGAGCCACAAUCUCAAUGCCACUACACGACAGCACAUGCUCUAGGCAUAUGUGCAUGCCCCGAAGCACAUACGCAUGGAUAUGAGACCAUUGAGGACUGUUGACACACUAGACCUCCGCUACUGACCGAAUAGACAGUAAAUGUCCCAGCGCGGAACUGCCAUCUGAACACGUGUGUCCCUUGGUGUCAGGUACUGUAGAGUGUGUGAUGGCUAACGACGGGGACCCGUUCGCCAUCCCAGAGCGCAUGGACACAGACACCGAAUCACCGAAAGAGAACAAACCCGAGAAUCACACUAGCUCCAGCUCUCCACCGUCACCGGAGACCUCGUGCACACAGCAGGGGAUGGAGGGAAUAAAAGUCUACCUGCACGAGCGCGAGCUGUGGGAGAAGUUCCAUGAGGUCGGAACAGAGAUGAUUAUCACUAAAGCGGGAAGGCGGAUGUUCCCCUGCUACAAGGUGAAGGUUACGGGCCUCAACCCUAAAGCCAAGUACAUCCUCCUUAUGGAUAUCGUGCCAGCGGAUGACCACCGCUACAAGUUUGCAGAUAAUAAAUGGUCUGUGACGGGGAAGGCGGAGCCGGCCAUGCCAGGGAGGUUGUACGUCCAUCCUGACUCUCCGGCCACCGGAAGCCACUGGACACGUCAGCUUGUCUCCUUCCAGAAACUCAAACUCACCAACAACCAUCUGGACCCCUUCGGACACAUCAUAUUAAACUCCAUGCAUAAAUACCAGCCCCGCCUCCAUAUCGUCAAAGCAGACGAAUACAACAGGUUUGGUUCCAAGAACACUGCCUUCUGCACGCACGUGUUCUCAGAGACCGCCUUCAUCGCCGUGACAUCAUACCAGAACCACAAGAUCACCCAGCUGAAGAUAGAGAACAACCCGUUCGCUAAGGGCUUCAGAGGCAGUGAUGACAUGGAGCUGCACCGCAUGGCUAAGAUACAGGGUAAGGAGUAUCCGGUGGUUCCUCGUAGCUCAGUGCGUCAGAGGGUGUGUCCUAGUGGUAGUCCGUUUGGGGGGGAGGCGAGGGGGUUGGGUUUGCACCCCUAUUCCUGUGAGAAUGGGGUGAGCAGCACCACCCAGGACCUCCUCAUCCCCCCUCCAGCCCCCUACACCCUCCCCCAACCAGACACACACGAACACAUGCAGGUGUACCACUGCAACAAGAGAAAAGCGGAUGAUAGCUGUCCUACAGCAGAGAAUCACCAGUACAGGAAGCCCUACAUCGUCAGUUCUCCCAGCAACGACGAGUCUUACUAUCAGCCGUCUGCUUACCCUCAUCCCCCUCUCCCUCCCUCCGUCCACCCCCCUCCCCCUGGUCUCUCUGACUCCCCAUACAGGUCAGAGGCGGGGCAGCGGCAGGCGUGUAUGUUUGCUGGCUCAGAGCCCAGACUGGACAACCUCAGCUGUACAUCCUGGUCCUACAGCUGCCCAUUGACUCCACCCAUGGCCCCCAUGACCCCUACUGACCCCUACACAACCUUCCCCCACCAGCCCUACUCCUCCAGUCCCCGGAACGCUCAGCUGAGCUCCAUGGCCCACCAAGGCUCUCAUCCUCUGGGGGACUCUCUCUCACACGGCCAGACCCAGAGCUCCAGACCACACCACACACCCCAACACCCCAGCCCACCCCUCACAGAGUACCACCGCUACCCCUCCUCCCCAUCUCCUCCUCAGUACCACACCCUUCACACACAUGUCAGGGGAGGGGUCUCCGAAUGGAGCGAGGCCACCUGAUUGGACCACAGGUGUAGGGGAAAGACUCUGAUUGGUGGCUUGGGCUUAUGUUUAUGUGAGGUGUUCUCAUUUUAUGUGUGAAGAGAUUUAAUUGGCCAGUUGUGUGUUUCCCUGUGCCAUGGGUGGAACGUUAGAUUGUCUGUGUGUUACGUUUAAGUCCAUCCUCCUCUGACUGAGACCUCUCUGGAAGGAACUGAUGUUAGAGGAACUUGGUGGAUAAGCAUUCAAACUAGAGGGACAGGAAGAAAGAUGAUGCCAUCAACUAAAACGUUCCAAGCUUCAUUCCUGAGACUGUUUUUAAUACAGUAUGUGACCUGUCUGUCACCCUGUCACCCUGUCCCCUGAAGAUGUGAGACUGUCUCUCUAUGGCCGUGGUUCCCAGUUGGUUUGUGACCCACCGAAAUCCCUGUGAUCCAACAGACAAAACCAUAUUUCUAAUCUGUGUGUCAGCUCAGCUCAGGGCUGCUGUGAGUUAAUGUCGGCUGAGAGGGGCUGCGGAGGCCACAGGCAGAGCAGAAGAGAAAUAAACUGUUAGUUUACACCAGGCUGCAGGGAGGAAGACCUGCACACACACUGACAAACACAGAGAACUUGUUUAGAGGCUGCCGCAUGGCAGAAGACCUGUACACACUCCCAUUGCAUUUUGGGUAUAUGCACAUCUCAUCAUCAUGCAGCUGUCACUGCUGGCCUCUCCUUUACCCCUGAACUGACCAAACAAAACUCUCUGUUUCUCUGAACUGACCAAUCAACACUUUCCGUUUCUCUAAACUGACCUAUCAAUCAAUACUGUCCUUUACCCCGAACUGACCAAUAAACACUCGAUCAACACUACAUUUCUGUCUCUCUCUGCCCCUCUCUCUCUGUCUGGGUUUCUACCCCCCCCUUUUCAAGCCAGUAGAAGGGAGUCAUAUAGUCACAGAAGGUUGUGUAUAGUCACAUUUUAAAACAUAUUUAGACACCAUAUGAUUAUUGUUCUUGUCUAGAUAUUGUUUUAUUUUCCUUGAGAGUCAGUGGGUGCAUUUGUUGGAACCAGGUGAUGGCCUGGUGUUUUACACUAACACAGGAAGAGUUCGUAUUGGUUCACAGAGGAUCAGUACGUAAGCACUGUAUGUGCAGAGAGAGAGUCGUGUGUGUGUGUGUGUGUGUGUGUGUGUGUGUGUGUGUGUGUGUGUGUGUGUGUGUGUGUGUGUGUGUGUGUGUGUGUAAAAGCAAUACUUUAAAAGAGACGUCCUGUGAUCAUUUGAGAAGUGUUUGUACUUUAUUGUAUUGUUGUUGUUUAUAGUAUUUAUUGGCCUUGAGAUUUUGGCUGGUUUUGUUGUAAGAUGGUGAAAUUACACAGUGUUAGUUGAAUUGUUCAAGUUGUUUGUUUCCCAUUGAAGUUUUUAUUUUUUUGCUUUUCUGCCUCCCAUCUCCUGUCAUUUCCUUUUGAAUACAAUAUUUAUCAUGGUUCUAAUAAAUGGCUUGUUACUUUU